GGCAAUAGGGUUCUUGUGCUAGGAUCCAAGCUCCGAUUCCGCAGCAGCGUCACCGCACCACGUCAGCGAUUUCUAGAUAUUCCAACCCACCCAAGUUUCCGUUGCUAGCUCCAGCAUUCUCGAGGCCUGAAGUCUGAGGUCCGAUCGCCAGCAUCACCUUCAACACCAAACCUGAAACCUUCAACAACCAUGCUUAUCAACGGUGAAAAGUGGGCUUGCGAGGCCUGUGUGAGGGGCCAUCGUGUGAGCAACUGCCAACAUCACGAUCGUCCACUCCAGCACAUCAACAAAAAGGGGCGGCCGGUUUCGCAAUGUCAGCACUGUCGGUCCAUGCGCAAGUAUCGCGCCUCGCAUGUCAAGUGCGACUGCGGUGAAAAGACGAGCAAGUGUAUUCACUUGCAAGUAACGGUCGAGGGUCACAAGGAAAGCUGCUGUUGCAACCAUGGCGGUCGCUGUACCUGCUGCCACAAAAAGGAGCAUCCUCAGCUCGAGACCGUCCCCGAAUCUGACUCGGACAAGAGCUGCUCUUCUGUGUCGCGAAGCUGCUCAAAGUCCGCUUCCCGUAACAGACGCAGGGCCAACACAACCAACUCGGAUGCCAUGCUCUCUUUCGAUGCCAACGGCCACCACAAGCCCACGUACAAGCAUACCAAACCCUCGCAAAAGUGCGGUCCUUACACGCUCAGCAGGGGUAACUCCAUGCAUAGCACCACCUCAAGCUUGGGAGCUCGCUCCGUCGAUAACUUGGACGUCAGCGGCAGUGGCAUUGCCAUGCAGCGUGGAGCACAGUCCGAGUCCGCCUCGCCACUUAUGACGGGCUCUUCGACGUUUGCCCAGCUCAACGGACAGCUCCCUCCUCUGGAUCUUUCCGGUAUCAAGUACACCCCGUAUGUCCCCAACAGCGCGGACUUCUUUGGCAGUCUCUCCGACAAUGACCAGCCCCUGUUCAGCGCCGGUUUGAGUGCUACCUCUGUUGAUUGGAGCCACUACGAGGGUCUCGACUUGGGCAACAAGUCGGCGGAUUUUGCUCCGUCCAGCUAUGGCCAGGCGCAAAGCUACGGCUCCUUCGAUUAUUACGGAUCCGAGUCGCUUUCCACCUUGACCACCAACACAUCCACCUCGGGCGACAUCUCUGAAGUCGAGGACUUCUUGCCAGCUCUUGAUGACUGGGAGACCGCAUCUGGUUUCUGUGCCACUACGCCCGGUAGCGGCUUUGGGUUUGGCCAGCCCCAGCCUAACCUCUACGGUGCGGCUGACCCUUUCCUUGACUUUGAAGAGUUCAAGAUGAUGAAGGCCGGUGCCAAGUUUCUGGCAAACAACUCGUCACUUACCAGUGAGGAUUCCAGCCUCUUGACGAGCAACUUGCCCGAUUUCAGCAACUUUCCCCUCGAGGAUGAUCCGGCUUUUUGGAUCACUCAUUACGGCGGUUUGGCCCUCCAAGACCCCGCCCCAGCCGAUGGCACUGUCCACCCGCUUUGGGAUGGCUCAUCAUGACGAGAUCUGUUUUCAAGUUACACCAACGAAGCGAUGUUUCUUGCCUUUCUCGGAUACCCAUGCCCCGUUCUUAGUCUGAAA
Molecule: messenger RNA, 1575 nt
Organism: Neurospora tetraspora
Lineage: Eukaryota; Fungi; Ascomycota; Sordariomycetes; Sordariales; Sordariaceae
Exons: 3
Coding region: 190-1494 (434 amino acids)
Biological process (GO): positive regulation of transcription by RNA polymerase II; intracellular iron ion homeostasis; intracellular copper ion homeostasis
Cellular component (GO): nucleus
Molecular function (GO): RNA polymerase II cis-regulatory region sequence-specific DNA binding; DNA-binding transcription factor activity, RNA polymerase II-specific; copper ion binding
Source: RefSeq, a predicted model, not a curated record